GUAGGACACUGCAAACAGGCAAAGCACAAGGCUCUGAGGGCUGGAGUGGGGCGGGGGUGAGGGAGCCGGCGGUUUGGUGACGGGGCUUGGGGCCUGCGCUGGGGCCACGGGCCCUCCCGGCCAGGCUGACAGCCGCCCUCGGGCCACCGCGGCCGCGCCCCCUCCGCCCAGCGCCCGGAGGGGGAAGGGAGGGGGCCCGGGGAGGACCGUGUGAAAAUGAGGCCCGGGGCUCGGGGGCCGGGCGGGGCCGGGCCGGGGGUGUCAGAGCACAGCGGGCAGGGCGCCCGCACACACCUCCCGGAGCCGCCGCCACGCUCGCCGCCUCUGCCCGCAGCCGCCGCGCCAUUCAUGGGGGGCUUGGGCCGCGGCUGUCCCGGGACCGCCCGGGCGCUGCUGCUGCCGCUGCUGCUGCCGCUGCUGCUGACCACCGCCAUCCCGCCCGGCCGGGGCCUCUCCCCGGGACCGCCAGAAGAUGUGGACGAGUGUGCCCAAGGGCUGGAUGACUGCCACACCAACGCCCUCUGUCAGAACACACUCACCUCCUACAAGUGCUCCUGCAAGCCUGGCUACCAGGGAGAGGGCAGGCAGUGUGAGGACAUUGAUGAAUGUGAAAAUGAACUCAAUGGAGGCUGUGUCCAUGACUGUUUGAAUAUUCCAGGCAAUUAUCGCUGCACUUGUUUUGAUGGCUUCAAGUUGGCUCAUGAUGGUCAUAAUUGUCUUGAUGUGGACGAGUGCCUGGAGAACAAUGGCGGCUGCCAGCACACCUGUGUCAACGUCAUGGGGAGCUAUGAGUGCCGCUGCAAGGAGGGAUUUUUCCUGAGUGACAAUCAGCACACGUGCAUUCACCGCUUGGAAGAGGGUCUGAGCUGCAUGAAUCAGAAUCACGGCUGUAGUCACAUCUGCAAGGAGGCCCCAAGGGGCAGCGUUGCCUGUGAGUGCCGGCCAGGCUUUGAGCUGGCCAAGAACCAGAGAGACUGUGUCUUGACCUGUAACCAUGGAAACGGUGGGUGCCAGCACUCAUGCGAGGACACUGCUGAAGGCCCCGAGUGUAGCUGCCAUCCACAGUACAAGAUGCAUGCAGAUGGGAGGAGCUGCCUCGAGCGAGAAGACUCUGCUCCGGAGGGGACAGAGAGCAAUGCCACGUUGGUGGUGGACGGCGACAAGCGGGUGAAGCGGCGGUUGCUUAUGGAAACGUGUGCUGUCAACAAUGGAGGCUGUGAUCGCACCUGUAAGGAUACUUCGACAGGUGUUCAUUGCAGUUGUCCUGUGGGAUUCACACUCCAGUUGGAUGGGAAGACCUGUAAAGAUAUCGAUGAGUGCCAGAGCCGCAAUGGAGGUUGCGAUCAUUUCUGCAAAAACACCGUGGGCAGUUUUGACUGCAGCUGCAAAAAGGGAUUUAAAUUAUUAACAGAUGAGAAGUCUUGCCAAGAUGUGGAUGAAUGCUCUUUGGAUAGGACCUGUGACCACAGCUGCCUCAACCACCCCGGAACAUUCACAUGUGCUUGCAACAAAGGGUACACCCUCUAUGGCUUCACCCACUGCGGAGACACUGAUGAGUGCAGCGUCAACAACGGGGGCUGUCAGCAGGUGUGUGUGAACACAGUGGGCAGCUACGAAUGCCGAUGCCACUCCGCGUACAAGCUCCACUGGAAUAAAAAAGACUGUGUGGAGGUGAAGGGGGUCCUGCCCACUAGCGUAUCACCCUAUGUGUCCCUGCAUUGCGGUAAGAGUGGCGGAGGAGACAGGUGCUUCCUCAGAUGUCACUCGGGCAUUCACCUCUCUCCAGGACUGCAAGAGGCCUACUCUGUCGCCUGUGGCUCUUCCUCUUCUCUCAGGAGCAAACAGCAAAAAUCAAAUGACUCAGCUUUCGGGGAUGUCGCCACCAUCAGGACAAGUGUAACCUUUAAACUAAAUGAAGGCAAGUGUAGUUUGAAAAAGGCUGAGCUGUUUCCCGAGGGUCUGCGACCAGCACUACCAGAGAAGCACAGCUCAGUAAAAGAGAGCUUCCGCUAUGCAAACCUUACAUGCAGCUCCAGCAAGCACGUCCCGGGAGCCCCUGGCCGCCCAAGCACCACUAAGGAAAUGUUUAUCACUGUUGAGUUUGAACUUGAAACUAACCAAAAGGAGGUGACAGCUUCUUGUGACCUGAGCUGUAUCGUCAAACGAACAGAGAAGCGGCUCCGGAAAGCCAUCCGUGCACUCCGGAAGGCUGCCAACAGGGAGCAGUUUCACCUCCAGCUCUCAGGCAUGGACCUGGAAGAGGCAAAAAAGUCUCCCAGGACACCUGAACACCGAGUGCAGUCCUGUGGAGUGGGUCAGGGCCGCGCAGGAAACCAAUGUGUCAGGUGCAGGGCUGGGACAUAUUAUGAUGGAGAACAAGAACGCUGCAUUUUGUGUCCAAAUGGAACCUUCCAAAAUGAAGAAGGACAAAUCACAUGCGAACCUUGCUCACGACCAGAAAAUCCUGGAGCCCUGAAGACUCCAGAAGCUUGGAAUGUAUCCAAAUGUGGAGGUCUGUGCCAACCUGGGGAAUAUUCUGCAGAUGGCUUUGCACCCUGCCAGCUCUGUGCCCUGGGCACAUUCCAGCCUGAGGCCGGCCGCACUUCCUGCUUCCCCUGUGGGGGAGGCCUCCCCACCAAACACCUGGGAGCCACUUCCUUCCAGGACUGUGAAACCAGAGUUCAGUGUUCACCUGGACAUUUCUACAACACCACCACUCACCGAUGCAUUCGCUGCCCAGCAGGGACAUACCAACCUGAAUUUGGAAAAGAUAACUGUGUUUCUUGCCCAGGAAAUACUACCACUGACUUCGAUGGCUCCACAAACAUAACGCAGUGUAAAGACAGAAGAUGUGGAGGGGAGCUGGGAGAUUUCACCGGAUACAUUGAAUCCCCAAACUACCCAGGCAAUUACCCAGCCAACACCGAGUGUACAUGGACCAUCAACCCACCGCCCAAACGCCGAAUCUUAAUUGUGGUCCCUGAGAUCUUCCUGCCCAUAGAAGACGACUGUGGAGACUACCUGGUGAUGCGGAAAACCUCUUCAUCCAAUUCUGUGACAACAUAUGAGACCUGCCAGACCUACGAACGGCCCAUCGCCUUCACCUCUAGAUCAAAAAAGCUGUGGAUUCAGUUCAAGUCCAACGAAGGGAACAGUGCCAGGGGCUUCCAGGUCCCUUACGUGACGUACGAUGAGGACUACCAGGAGCUCAUUGAAGACAUAGUUCGAGAUGGCAGGCUCUAUGCCUCUGAGAACCAUCAGGAAAUACUGAAGGAUAAGAAACUGAUCAAGGCUCUGUUUGACGUCCUGGCCCACCCCCAGAACUACUUCAAGUACACAGCCCAGGAAUCCCGGGAGAUGUUUCCAAGAUCCUUCAUCCGAUUGCUGCGUUCCAAAGUGUCCAGGUUCUUGAGGCCUUACAAGUGAGCCUGCCCACGGGACCCCCGGUGACACGUUCUGCCUGUGGGCUGGUGGGACACAGCUGUCUGCCUCUGCGGCCAACAUAGUUGGAUAUUGCUGCCUCCCGUAGCAGUGACUCAUUAGAGUUCAAUUUUUAUAGAUAAUACAGAUAUUUUGGUAAAUUGAACUUGGUUUUUCUUUGCCAGCAUUGUGGAUGUGGACCGAGAAUGGCAGUGAGUCCCACCACCUCUCACUGCUGUGGGCAGAGGUCUUAGAGCAUCAGGAGCUGGCUGAGCGGGACUCUAGUCAGCUCAGGCAAGACUCACCAGUCCCUCCUGCUUCUCACUCCUCCUCAAGGCCUCCUCAGAGGCCGUGGUGGAAAGGAGGCCACAAAAGGGGCUGCUUUGGCUGAAACUUCAGCUUCCUCCUGCCCGGCUCUCCCUAAGGGAGCCCUCUGCACCGAGGCUGUGACCGGCAGAGCAGGAAGGGAGGAAGGGAGAGAGGGAAGAAGGGAGAGUGCUCCAGGCACCAGGCCUCACCUAAGACCUGGGAGGAUUCCGUUUCCCUGUGGCCUUCUCCAGCCUGUGUGACCUUCGUUGGAUGCCAGGAACUUGGGUUCUAAGCAGUGAUCAUUAAAAAAAGUACUUAAAACAGAAAGAAUUAGAGAUAAAAAGAUAAAAACUAAGCACUUCCAGAGACAUAAUCCGAUAGUUCUAGGGAUGGCCUUCCUUGUGUCCAGCUUCUGCUCGGCGGCAAAUGCACAGUGCUGGUUUUAGCACCUUCAGCUGUCUUUCUGGUACCCUGCUUGGCACGGUGUUAGGGCCUGGAGAGUUCAGGGCGGACUUGAUCUCUUUGGUGGAUGAGAAUCACCUACAGUUAGGAGAAGUACUGCCUCACAAACCCCGAGUUUCUCUUAACCAUCACACCACCACCAGAGGCAGCUACACAAAUCCCGCUCUCUAGGUAUGCGGUCAACACUGGGUCAGCACAGUGGGGCUUCACAGUCAUUUUCUCCCACAGAAUCUAGAACUUUAAAUACCAGUUAAUUUUUACAAAUUUAAAUCCAUAAGUAAGUAUCUUACUACAGUGAAUUAAAAAAAAAAAAAAAUCCUAUCAAACAAGCUGCCAUUCCCGAGGGGACUGAGAACAAACAACUAUGAUGUUGUUACUUCAGUAACAGACUAACUCUGGACACA
Mustela erminea (ermine) is the source of this 4595-nucleotide messenger RNA. RefSeq names its product signal peptide, CUB domain and EGF like domain containing 2 (gene SCUBE2). Gene Ontology annotation, cellular component: cell surface. The transcript is spliced from 24 exons. Bases 217 to 3426 code for a protein of 1069 amino acids. Gene Ontology annotation, biological process: signal transduction. Lineage: Eukaryota; Metazoa; Chordata; Mammalia; Carnivora; Mustelidae. Gene Ontology annotation, molecular function: calcium ion binding. The record is from RefSeq and is a predicted model, not a curated record.